Molecule: messenger RNA, 5364 nt
Organism: Varroa destructor (honeybee mite)
Lineage: Eukaryota; Metazoa; Arthropoda; Arachnida; Mesostigmata; Varroidae
Product: ankyrin repeat and SOCS box protein 8-like
Molecular function (GO): protein binding
Source: RefSeq, a predicted model, not a curated record
GUCUCGUUCUCGCAGCACGCCUUCCUUAUAUUAUGAGAUACAUUUUUGUGGAUCUUGAUCGUUACUCAAUGAUUAGAUAUUUGCCGUAAGAUGUUAAUAUCGCUAGAAAGAAGUUUGCAUGAAUAUCAUAAUUAGGUAUAAAUUUUUAACUUGCCUCUUUUGUGGCUUUGUGCUGUUGCCAUCGGCCGCAACCGGUAUUCAUGUCGCCCCAUCUCUUUCAUAGCAUGCACAAAAAAAUUCAAGAUGGCGGCUGCCAGCUGACCAUCAUCUGGAAGCGCAUCGCGCGCUGGAAAAUUGUCCGUUUCUGUGAAUAGGUGCGCGGGAAACUCUUUACGUGCUGAAUUCAAGCUUCCUCAGACUCUGCAGCUGUCCAGGGCGUAUAAACAGUGUCUCGCUCUGGUAUGUGACAAUUAAUGAUGUUCCAACAACGCGACCGACCCGUAAUCCCUGUUCACUCAAAAUACAACGAAACCCAGCUUAACCAACCAGUCGGUAGAAAAUACAGCUGAGGCAACUGUGCCGGCGUAAAUUGACAACUUAUAGGUCGGUCCAAUCGGAAGAUUUGAAAUUGCAGAUUUUCGAAGGAGCAAUGUUACAGGAAAACAUAAAAAGUUGGUAGACAUUGAUAUAUAGUGGAGGACGAUAGCAAAAACACAUGCUAUGGCGAAAAUGCAGUUAUAAGAUUCACACUCCGUGUAAGAAACAAGAGCUUGGUAUUAAGACAUGACUCUAAGGGUAGCUUGUUUUAUUUCGCAUAUAUAUACUUAUACGAGACUUGUUGGAUCGUGCAAUGUGUACAAAUUGCAUAAGAUUAUUCCUCUGAAAUGGUAGCACAAGUCAUUUAAUCAAAUACACUACCAAUAAAAUGAACACCACGAGCUGCUGAUGAAAAAAAAUACAGCAGAAUGUUACAUAUAAGGAUAUAAUACUAAGUUAAGGAUCAUUGAAGCACUCUUUCAUAUGGUUUCUGAUGUUGCCGAUGGCAGUACCGUAGCACAGUUUGUAUAAAUAUUCACAAAAUCUGUAAAAAUAAACCGAUAAUCGACCGUUAUUGAUUAACUACUAAAAGGCGUACAAAUAGAAGGUGACGGUCUGUGGCUAUAUUUUAUGAGCUAAACGACAAAAACUCGUACACUGCAAAUUUAAAAUUGCAACCAAUGGUAUCACUUUGAAGAAACAUAUCAAUCGUUUUUGGUGAGGAAUAUACUGGUUCGACACGUCUACAACCGUUUUUAAGGCAACUUCUUUUUAGAGAACUUAACUACAAGCAGCAUAAGUUCAAGCAAACAGUUGCCCUGUCGUGUGAGACUUGUUCCCAUAUAUUUACUGCGGGAUAUGGUUGUGUUAUGAACUGAGAAGCGAAUGUCAUAUUUGAAAGUGUGUAUCAGGAUAAAUAGGUAAACACAUCAAAAGAGGUCUCAUACGAACAAGCUUGAAAAAAUUAUACAGAGCUCUACUUACAAUCUUGUCUCGCGGCGAAGUAUAAAUGUUCGUUUAACAGAUUAUUCCAGUACAACGAACUUUAUCGGGAACGUAGGUAAACAUUCAAUAUGUAAUGCUGUUGUAGUAGCAAAAACAUUUAUUAAGAUUUGGUUGAUUAGUUCUACGUAGAAGAUGAACAAUGAUGCCUUACUGGAUAUGCUCUAUUGAAGUCUUACAUGGGAAAUAGACAUUCUAACAAGAAUAACUGCUCUCUCGUCAUGAAAAGAAUUUUAUGAAAGCUGACUUGUCCACCGAGGUUCAGUAGCUAUCCUCGAAAAAUUCUUUCGAAAACUUGUUUUUCAGCCGUGGUAUGGCAGAGAGCCGAACCGAAGCUAUAGCGAAGCGACCUGCAUUAUGCCAGCUGCUAUUAAAAAUACGAUAUCUAGCGCGUUGCUGUUCGUCACGUUUUAAGCUUUGCUAUUGCCUAAUUGGCCCAUCCACCCAAAGAUGGCGAAAAAUUUAUUUAGUAGCCAGCUAUCCAAUUCUACUACAGUAAAGUGAUCCUUUUUUGAAAUUGUUCUAUUUGAGAACAAGUAGUUGUGCCAUGGCUACUAGUACGAUGUUAGAAGUCAAAAAUUACCUUUGUUUUGCCAUCGUUAUUCCUAGUUUGUUAUCGUGAGGAUGAUAGUAUGUAAUAGAGGCAUGAUAUUGAUUUUGGUAAAUAUGUUUCCAUCAUCUUUAUGAGCCGCCUGUAGGAACUGGUAGUAUUUUAUGGCAUCAUUUGUUUAAAGUAGAAGGUUUAUCCAGCUGCCUUUAUACAGCUCUGCAUCGUCAUAAUAUGUCUAUCCGGAAAUGACCAUACCCUACAAAUUCGGGACCACUAGCAGUUUUUGAACAGGCUUUAGGCAUUUUUAAGAUCUCAAUCAGUUAUAUAACAAGUCUUAAUGAUCAAUAGUACGUUUUACAGAUCGAACGAUUUUUGCAGUUAGCUUUGCUUCUGCUGCGCCAUAACGCAAUUCUGUUAUUUUGGUUUGGUCAUUUGUGAGUGCGUGCUGUGCAGAAGAUAAUAAGUACGUUAUAGGAUACUUCGCCUGUUGUCUACUUGGCUGGUGGGUGUGCUAGGGUUACUUAGAAUAGAACAGACUAGAUCCAGCGCAAGAUCACGAGGGAGAAAAAGCUCUAAGGUGAACUAUUUCAACGAGAUAAUUCGUGCCAAUCAAUUGCUGAUUGAGGUUUUUACGAUAGGCUAACGUAAUUUAGUAUGUGGUACCUGAUGGAGAACGUUCAAAGAUCGUACACGCUCUCAGAAAGACUGCUCGACGCUAUUGGAGUAACCGCCCCAACAUCGUGCCUAGGAGGCAAAGAUGAAAAACUAAUCGUUGAAAAUCUUCUACGUGAAGGGGCUGAUGUAAAUCAGGCACACGGAACGUUUGUGCCGAUUCAUUCGGCCUGCAUGAUGGGAAGCGUUGAAAUUGUCGCCGUUCUUCUUAAAUGGGGAGCCGAUGUAAACCAGCUAGACGGCUUCCAUAGGUCGGCGUUACAUUACGCCGUUGAGAAGAGUGGUGAGUGUACACAGAUGUUGCUGCAGGCGGGCGCUGAAACCGAGAGCCGUGACCUAAACCGAAAUACACCUCUCCAUUGGGCCGCGUUCCGAAAUCGAGCCGACUGUUGUCGACUUUUAUUGCAGUAUCACGCAGAUGUCAAUGCGCGCGAUCGCAACGAUGACACGCCGUUAAGUUGGGCUGCGAUGAAAGGAAAUCUUGAGAGUGUUCGGGUCCUUUUCGAGUAUAAUGCACCGCCGAACGUUAUGUCUCAUGCGCGAAUGCUGCCCUUAACACGGGUCGGCAUCCUACUUGACGGUGGACUGCAUACAGAGGAAGAUGAAACCUGCUUUGAACUUCUUACUCGAGGAAUGGGUCGUAUUGAGCUGCGCGUAAGGCGUGCAGAGAAUCCGGAUGCGCUUUUACUGCCAUUUUUAUUGUCGAGAGAUGUAAAGCUUUCAUUCCGAUUGUUGGACUUAUGCUCAGCCCCGCGACCACUUAAAGCUCUAGCUAGAUUCGCGGUCAGACAGGCCUUGGGUCCCACACAUCUUCCAAGCGUGAUACCUCUUUUGCGGUUACCACCAAGUCUUUGCGACUACCUUCUUCUCGAGUACUAAUAGGACAGGUGUUGCGCUAAUUAUAAAGAUGAUUUGUAGUUUUGUGUGGCGGCACUCCCAUUUUGCCAAUCAGUUCCGUACACUUCAAAGUAGUGCUGUAUACAAGCGGAAAAAUCAUCAGUGAGUAAACAGCAGAAUGUCGUUGGCGUAAGAUCUAGCAAGCUGAUGAAGUGCUGCUUCCUGACAAUUAGUUGAUGGCGAAUAGAAUCUCCAAGUGUUCUGUGAUAGGGAAUAGUCGUUGGUUCUCUUCCAUUUGAUACAGCGUUCACAGCGCUAUGCACAAGCAACGUGCAAGCAUUUGACAAACCCAUUACGCGAACGUUAUGGGUGUUUUAAUAACAACUGUUUGAAUCAAACCAUCGUAACAAAAUGCAGUUGACGUGAAAAUGAUUGAAAGGUAAUUAUUGCAGUCUUGAAGUUAGUUUAACAGGCAACAAGAAAAGCCAUACCCGGUGGAGUGUGUGAUAGCGAUGGAGCAGCGAUUAUUGUCCUACUAUUGUCGUCACAAAGGCAGGCUUAUUAAUCACAUCGUAUAUUAUGGUGUUAUUGUUAAGAUAUUGUGCAAAGUGGGCCCAAUCAACGUAUUACGACAUACAUUUUAGCGAUUGGAACACUAGAAAUGACAUGAAUACAGAUUGUGAGUUCACAGAGUUAUCUGGCGAAAGUUUUCUAAAGACUAACAUAUGCUCGCGUCGUUACAGUUCAACUUAAAAAGUACCCAAGAAAAGGCAAGCAAAAUAAGGCAGAUUUAACUUAAUUUAAUAGCUCGAAUUAAGUACAAUACAAUUUUAUACAGUUAUAUUAUCACACUUUCUAAGGGGCCGUGUAACUGGGUCAAAUAAUUACAUAUUUUUUUUCUGGCGAUCGUACAAGCUGCGUCGUCGUAGUUUGUUUAAUACAGUUACAUAUGACUGAAUAUGCCCCAUGCAAUCGGUCAUCAGCGGAAUUAGAGAAUUGUCCCUGAAUGCAAUGAAAUUGAGUCGUCAAUUGCAUAGCUCUCGCAAAUGUGUAAGAGUCAAUUGUUCGCUAGAUGCACUGGACGUUAUUUUAGGUUUUAGUUAGAUGUUAGUACAAGUUAAUUUCCUAUAUGAAAGUUGCUAAUAACAAAGACAAAGAGCAAGUGAUAACAAUCAGUAACAACUAGAAAAUUUCAGAUGAAUUUUAUGAAAUUAACUCUGUUAUUCGCUGUGUUCCCGGUGAGGAUUAGAGGAACUGCUAAUUAUUUUAUGCACCAAGAUAAUAUACGACUUUCCUUCUGUUCGCCAACGUCCCUAAUAUUUAAACAGCAUGAACAUGUGUGAGAUUUUUUCAACUCGAAAAAGUACCUGCCUGACGUUUGAAAUUGUUUGCAGUUCUAUUUUCAUUCAUAUUUAUAGUAAGAACUAGGUAGUGCUAAACAAAUAUUUCAUUUUUUACCAUUUUACCGAUUAUUCACGAAUACAUUUAAGAGAUAAUAACAAUAAUAGCUUUUAGCAAAAGUUCCUUGUGUAAUAAUAUUCAUAAUUUCUAGAAGCUUGGUAUGUACAUGUAGUAGCGUAAAAGACUUGAUAAUAAUAAAAAUGAACAAUGCCUUUUUUAGAAGACGGUGAGUUUGAAUUGUAGAUCCUGAUGAAUAUUGACAAGAAUAAUGAAAACCGUGUGAAAACCAGAAUUUGCUGUAAAGUACUUUAUAGUAGAGUGUUGUUGUUGUUUGACCAUAUAUAACAGUAUGCUUGUUUAUUUCAACCAUUUUAGGCAAUAGUUGAUAAACUAUUUCCAUGCUAGCAAAGCAAAGAUACGACAGU